This is a messenger RNA of Amyelois transitella, 3383 nucleotides long. RefSeq names its product GPI ethanolamine phosphate transferase 1 (gene PIG-N). The transcript is spliced from 15 exons. NCBI's taxonomy places the organism in Eukaryota, Metazoa, Arthropoda, Insecta, Lepidoptera, Pyralidae. Bases 144 to 3383 code for a protein of 1079 amino acids. Gene Ontology annotation, cellular component: endoplasmic reticulum membrane. Gene Ontology annotation, biological process: GPI anchor biosynthetic process. Gene Ontology annotation, molecular function: mannose-ethanolamine phosphotransferase activity. The record is from RefSeq and is a predicted model, not a curated record.
CUGGAUACGAGAGCGCUUCCUCCUGUGUCACAUUGUAAGGUAGUUUUCUAGAAAUAAACAAUGUGAUUGAAUGAUGUGAAAUGAUUACUCUGACUAUAGUCUUAAGUGAACUCAUAGAUAGAAAUAAUUAGGACUAAUAUAAUAUGGAUGAAGAAGCAGACGUGUUUGAACCGGAAAAGAAAUCAAUAGAGCUUUGCAAAUGCUUAAUAGACGGUCCAUCUUCAGAAGAAAUUGUCAUACCAGCCCGAAAACAGAAAAUUUUAACUGCUGCAGCUAGGACUGAAAGCUACUUACGUGAACGUCGCAUACCCGAGUUGAUACGGUUUAUCUUUACGAAAGUUGUCACCGAUGCUCCAAACAGGCCAAUGGUUUACUUAGAGAAACUUCUUGAUGAUUGCAUGUUUUUUCGUGCGGGCAUUGGAUUGCCUCCUGUUAUAUACGAAAACAGACAUUUGCAAGCAGUUAUAAAAAGUUUUGAUCCCGGUCAGCGUGGUUGGUUGAGCUGUGGUCAAGUUCGUCGAGCAUUUACGACAUUAGGUUUAUCGCCACCAGCGUUUCUUCAGGAAAGAAUGCCUUGUGAUGUCGUUUUUAAUCUUUUACGAAACACUCAAGAAGCCGAAUUAUUCAAUCUUUUGUCUGCGGGUAUGAAUAAAUCUCCCAUUGUAAAAAACGUAGUACCAUACACACCACUUCAUAAUGCUGUGGCCGAUAGACUUGUCCUAUUUAUGGUCGAUGGCUUACGAGCGGAGUCAUUCCUGAACUACACGACUAUGCCUUUUCUAAGAUCUAUUGCAAAUUCUCAUGGGAGAUGGGGUAUAUCACACACCCGUAUGCCUACAGAGUCCCGCCCAGGUCAUGUGGCUGUAAUAGCAGGGUUCUAUGAAGAUCCUUCUGCUAUAGUCAAAGGAUGGAAGGAGAACCCGGUUGAUUUUGAUUCAGUUUUCAAUCAAUCAUUAUAUACUUGGUGCUGGGGUACUUAUGACAUCAUUGAAAUUUUUACAAAAGGAGCUGUUACAAAUCAUAUUUUUUCCAAGAAAAUGGAUCCUUAUGAUCAAACAUUUAGUAGUGAUAAAAAUACAACACAUUUAGAUGCUUGGGUAUUUGACAAUGUGGAAAAUUUCUUUCAAAAUGCUAAAAAUGAUCAUCAUUUGUAUGAAAAAUUAAAACAAAGAAAGAUUAUUUUCUUUUUGCAUUUAUUGGGAACAGAUACUUCUGGACACACACAUAAACCUAAAUCACCAAACUUUUUGUCUACUGUGAAAUUUGUUGAUGAUGGUAUUAGCAGAAUAGAAAAAAUAAUACGUGAAUUCUACAAUAAUGACAACAAAACAACAUUCCUAAUGACUUCAGAUCAUGGCAUGACAGACUGGGGUUCUCAUGGAGCUGGGCUUGAGCAUGAAACGCAGACACCUUAUGUUCUAUGGGGUGCUGGGGUGAAGCAAACCAAACAAGUACAAAUUGAUCCACAAACUAAUCAAAUGUCCUUUGAGCACAGAUUAGACAUAAACCAGGCUGAUCUUUCUCCACUGAUGGCAACAAUUUUAUCAAUUCCAGUUCCUGUAAAUUCUGUGGGACAGAUUCCUGUAGAUUUAUUGAAUCUAACAUUAAGUGAUAAGGCCAAAGCAGUGUACAGUAAUGGUAGGCAAUUAGCAUCACAGUAUAACACCAAGAGAUUGGAUGUUGAAAAAAAUAUAUUGCCUAUUUUUCACAAGCCUUUUGAACCAUUUAGUGGGCAGAAAUAUCAAGAAAUUAUUGAAUUCACUGAGAAAAUGCUUGUUGAUGGGAUAAAAGAUAAUGAACAAUAUGAAAAACUUAUUCUUUUUAGCAAAGAAAUAAUGAACUUAAGUAUGGCAGGGCUGAAUUAUUAUCAUAAUUAUUACCAGAAACCAUUACUUGUUCUAGUCACUUUAUCAUUUGUAGGAUGGAUAGUUUGUUUAUUAAAAUUUCUACUAAUUCAAAAUAUAAAUACACAGACUGAAACAUCAAAUUUACACAAGUAUGGAGUUAUAACAGUUAACAAACCAGUUAUUUUAUUAUUAUUUAUGACAAUGUCGUAUUUAAUUUAUGUACAGAAUUUACCAGUGCAGUAUUAUCUGUAUGUCUACAUGCCAGUAUUAUUAUGGAUUUAUGCUUUAUCACCUUUGGAUGUUUGGUCAAAGUUAUUUAAAGAUUUUGUUAAAAGAAGACUGUGUGGAAAAGUAGCGGAGAUAGUGUGCUAUGUCUUGGGUUCUUUGGCAUUGGGUAUGUCAUUUACGCAUCGAUGGAUGCUGAGUAUUCCUCUACUGGGCAUGGGACUGUGGCCAUUUUUUUUGUCGACGAGAUCAAAAUUUACAAAAUCGAUGCGCUAUAUGUGGCCUGUCGGUUGUAUUUUACUUAGCAUUUUUUCUUUUACACCAGUUGUAGGUAAAAGUACCUAUAUAGAAUUAGUGAUCAUUGCUGGAGUUAUAUGGUUGAUAAUACUGUUAAUGUAUAUCUAUAAGAUUAUUUUACCAGUCCAUGGUACAUAUAAAAGAGAUUUAAUUCUAACUGUGGUACAAUUAGUAUUGCUGAUACUAGCUUUACAAAACAUUUAUGUACAAUCAAUAAGGUUUGAUAGAGGCUCUCCAGUGUCCUACACAUAUCAGACAUUAGCUUGGGUAAUUUCAGCAACAUCAUUGGUAUUACCUGUUGCAUUUUCAAAGAGAUUAAUAUGCCGACUGAUGGCAGUAAACACAUCACUAAUAAUAUUUUAUCUUUUAUUGUCGGUGUGUCACGAGGGUUUAUUUAUGGUUGCGUUGAUCAUGAAUGUAACAUGUUGGUUAUUAAUAGAGUUUAGAUUUCUGGAAAUAAAGAAAUUAAAGAUAAUGGAUUUAGCUUUUGAAGAGACAGAUGAGAGAACAACACAUAUAAUUUCUAUCGAACGCAGUAUUAGCAAAGAAGAUUUUAGGCGAUCAUUUAUAUUUAUUUUUUAUAUUAUUUUAGCAUUUUUUGGAACAGGUAAUAUAGCAUCACUGAAUUCUUUUGAAGUCAGAUGGGUCACAUGCUUUAUAACAUCAUUCAAGCCUUUCAUUAUAACUGUGCUAAUAAUGUUGAAAACUUUAGCACCAUUUAUGGUAGUAGCAUGCAGUUUUAGAGGUAUUCAGAUUUUGACAAAGGCACCUACUGGAUAUUUGAACAUCAUAGUACUAAUAUACUCCAAUAUAAUGGGCAUACAACUACUUUAUAACGUAAAGAACACUGGAAGUUGGUUGGAUAUCGGAACAUCCAUUUCACAAUUUGUUAUAGUUCAACUUGUUACUUUGUUUAUAGUAUUAAUUAGUCAAAUAGCAAAGGUAUUGACUGAUAUAAGUAUUUAUAAUGUUGCAAAUAUGAUACUAGGUAAAAGUAUUAAAAAAUAUGUGUAA